AUGCACCCCCCCGAGUACCAAAAUGAAUUUGCCAGUGAAACAGAAGAGAACUUUUCAGACAAAGUCAUAAGAAGAGCUUUCAUUAGAAAGGUGUUUCUCACAUUACUGGUUCAAUUGUUGAUGACCCUAGCAAUAAUCUGCAUGUUUCUUUAUUGGCCAGCCCUGAAUUUAUGGGUAACUAAAACUUACUGGUUUACAUACGCCCUGUUUCCUGCCAUCUUCAUUUUAAUCAUUACCUUGUCAUGCUGUGAUGGUGUACGGCGUAAAACUCCAUGGAACUUUGUGCUUCUUUUAUUAUUUACCAUCCUGGAAGGAUUGAUGUUGGGAGCAGUUUCAGUUUUCUAUGAUGCUGAUGCAGUGAUGUGGGCUGUUGGUGCUACUGCAUUUGUAUCAUUUGGACUGACACUAUUUGCCCUGCAAACUAAGUGGGAUUUGACCAAGGGACGUGGAAUUUGUUCGUGAUACUACUUGUUAUUAGCAUUUGGAAUUUUGUGUGCCAUAAUACAAUCAUAUUGGCUCCAGAUAGUUUAUGCCUCAUUAGGAACACUGGUCUUUUCUGUUUACCUGGUGAUUGACAUACAAUUAAUGCUGGGAGGAAAGCACAGAUACAGUCUCAACCCUGAGGAAUACAUUUUUGCAGCUCUGAAUCUUUAUCUUGACAUUAUAAAUAUCUUCCUGUUCAUACUUCAAAUCAUCGGUCUGAGUCGUUAAGAAAUAAAAGAAUGAAUUACGCAAAUAGAUGUAACUAUUGAUCAUUAAUGCAUUCUUGUAGAAACCUUUUUUCUUUCAACAAAAAAGGCUCAGUAAAAUAAUCAAUGAGAAACAUAACAACAAAUAUGUAAACUUAGAAACUAAAUGCCAUUAUCUUUCUUAUUAGAUCAAUAUUAAUAGAUGUCUGUUUGAAAUGUCAAUUAUGCAGCACAAGUUACCAAAUGGCUUGUGGACUUGGAAAGCUAUUUCUCCAGAAAACAAUUUAAAAAAGCAGACGGAAGGUCGUAACUCCUGCUAUUUUAAUACACUGUAUUAGCAUUUGUUUGUUCUAUCAUGUUUACUAAUUAACAAUAUUACAAAUUAGCCUUAAAAUGUAACAGCUGCAAAUCUGAAAAGUGCCUAAGUAUGAUCGUUUGUGAACUGUGAAAGGUUUGUGAAAGUGAAUGUAUUUUCCAAAUAAAAAGUGCUUAAUGCAAAAGUAGCAGAUUCUUCCUCUUACAUCAAGAUCAAUUCUUCAGAUU
Messenger RNA from Pristis pectinata (smalltooth sawfish), 1232 nucleotides. RefSeq lists its product as uncharacterized. Gene Ontology annotation, cellular component: membrane. Lineage: Eukaryota; Metazoa; Chordata; Chondrichthyes; Rhinopristiformes; Pristidae. The record is from RefSeq and is a predicted model, not a curated record.